AUGCUUAUAAGAGCGUUUGAGGUCACCCACUUAAUAACAUUAUACAUUUUAUUGAAAUCACUUGGGUUUCUGUGGAAACCCAAGGACAUAAAGGCAAAAGGUUUGAGCAUGAGGAAAAAGGACUACAACAAAAUGGUGCAACUACAUCUAUUCGUGGACUUUGAAAUAGAAACAAGGCUUGCCAUUGCCCUUGGUGCUGAUGUGGGACAGAGCCAGUGUAUAUGUACAGAAGUUGCGAGAAUGUUGACCGACCUUACAAGAAAAAACGAAGUAGGGUUGUGCGUUUGGACUAGCAAAGAGUUCCACCAGUACCAGGUUGUUGGGAGGAAGCUCCCUACGGCAUCUAUUGAGCACCCUAAGAUUUACCGAAUGAAGCUCUGGGCCACCAAUGAGGUUCGCGCCAAGUCCAAAUUCUGGUAUUUCCUUAGGAAGCUGAAGAAGGUCAAGAAGAGCAAUGGCCAAUGGUUCCUCCUCAACUCUCCUCCUGGCUUAAUCCAAUUUGUUGCCAAAGUGAUAGGACUUUUGGUUAAAUCCCAAGCAGGAAAUGCAUUCUUUGCCAUAGUUCCCGGACAGGUCCUCUUGGCUUCCCUUGAUGCUAUCAAGUUAAAACCCCUGCAAAGGACAAGAAAGAACAGAAGCCACCUCUGUAGCAAAGCCAUCAAGAGAAAGAUCCCCUUCCAACAUACAUCAAGGCAGAAAAUCCCCUUCCACCACCCAGUAGCAUAUAUAUGGCCGGGUGUGGCAUUGCUGCCUGAACAGGACACAUUGAUCAGCCCAAACUAUCAACUGGCAAUCCCAAAGAAACAAUCUGCUCAAGCAGUGGAAGAAAUGGAGGAAGAUGAGGAACCUGCUGAACCCAAUCCGCCCCAGGAACAGAAGCCUAUCCUUUCCCCUUGCUAA
Molecule: messenger RNA, 900 nt
Organism: Prunus armeniaca (apricot)
Lineage: Eukaryota; Viridiplantae; Streptophyta; Magnoliopsida; Rosales; Rosaceae
Source: the annotation of a GenBank genome assembly